AUGUAUGGCAUUGAAUUAAUGAUUAUUAUAAUUGCCACGUGUGGAUCUGCUUUGGCUGGAAAUGGGUACGCGAUCAGUGUUCAAGCAGUUAUUAUUACAUGGCGAUUCAUUCUUGGAAUUGGUGUGGGGGGUGAUUACCCCUUAUCUGCGGUAAUCACUAGUGAAUUUGCCACCACUAAACGUCGAGGUGCUAUGAUGGGAGCUGUAUUCGCUAUGCAGGGAUUCGGUAUUCUGUCCUCUGCCAUUAUAUCAAUCAUCGUUUUAGCAGCGUUCAAGUCAUCAAUCGAUGGAAAUGUACAAAAUGUUGAUUAUUGUUGGCGUAUUGUGCUUGGCCUGGGUGCCGUGCCCGGCCUCGUUGCUCUUUAUUUCCGGUUAACCAUACCCGAAACACCAAGAUAUACUAUGGAUAUCGAAAGAAACAUUGAACAAGCAGCACAAGAUAUUACGAAUGUGUUGGCAACUGGUACUUAUGAAGAACGUAAUGCUGAUGAACCUGUUGUUCGUGUCGAAGCUCCAGAACAUGGUUGGGAGGAUUUCAAAAAUUAUUUCGGUAAAUGGGAAAAUGGAAAGGUUUUGCUUGGCACGAGCAGUACUUGGUUCAUGUUAGAUGUCGCCUUUUAUGGCAUUGGUCUCAAUAAUAGUAUUAUCUUAAACGCAAUCGGGUAUGCAAGUAGUAAAGAUCCAUUUACGACUCUUUGGAAUGUCUCCGUUGGAAAUAUUAUUAUUACUCUGUUGGGAACCAUCCCUGGUUAUUGGUUCUCCGUUGCUUUCGUUGAUUCAUGGGGUAGAAAACCGAUUCAACUUAUGGGCUUUGCACUCUUAACGAUCAUCUUCAUUAUCUGGGGUUUCGCCUAUGACACAAUCAGUAAACACAACGUUGGCAGUAUUGUUAUAUUUACGCUUGCACAGUUCUUCCAAAAUUUCGGUCCAAAUGCAACAACAUUUAUUGUUCCAGGAGAAGUUUUCCCCACCCGAUAUCGAUCUACAGGCCAUGGUAUUUCUGCGGCAUCGGGCAAACUGGGUGCAAUUCUUGCACAAGUACUAGUCUUUGAAGUGAAAGAUAUAGGCGGAAAAAAUGCUUUCGUUGGCAAUCUAAUCAAAAUUUUCGCAAUUUUCAUGUUUGUCGGUUUCCUUUGCACCUUUUUAAUACCCGAAACGAAAGGACAAAGUUUGGAAGAAUUAUCUAAGGAAAAUCAGCAAGGAUUCGUUAGAUCCUCCAAAAAAAGGGAGGAAAACCACUAA
Ambispora leptoticha is the source of this 1242-nucleotide messenger RNA. The record is from the annotation of a GenBank genome assembly. Lineage: Eukaryota; Fungi; Glomeromycota; Glomeromycetes; Archaeosporales; Ambisporaceae.